AUGCCUCGAACAACAUCAGAAACUAAUAAUACUAAUUCUCAUCCUGGAUCAGCAACAAAACCAACAAAAAAAGUAACCAUUAAAAAUGGUUCAGGAAUACCAACGAUUGAAGAACGACUUGGAUAUUUACGACCAUCAAGAGAAUUAUUAGAAUUUUAUCGACGAAAAAUUAGUCAAUAUGAUAAUGAACGAGAUGAUAUGAUUCAAAAACUUGAACGAUGCAAAGUGGCUUAUGAAGAAAAGCAUAAAUUGGAAUGGGAAAUACGUAAACGUGAAAGUGAAAUAGUUGAAUUACAAAAAGCUAUAAGUGAUUUGCAAAUAUAUUUAUUUCAAGAACGUGAACAAGUUUUACGUCUUUAUGCUGAAAAUGAUCGACUUAAAAUUCAAGAAUUACAAGAUCGUAAAAAAAUCAAUCGUUUAUUGAAUCUUUGUGGUGUAAGUGAAGAAGAAAUAACUUAUUUCGUUAAAGAACCCCCUGGUAUUGGAAUUGUUCCACAAAAAGUUUCCGCUGUUGUUGUUAAUGAACAACGUCCAUCAUCUCAUUUAAAAGAUCGAGUCGAAAAGAAAUCUUCGAAUGUCUCACCUCAAAUACGUGAUAAUGAAACACUUUCAUUACAAAUUGAAGCACUUCAAGCACAACUUGAAGAACAAACGAAAUUAGCUAAAGAACAAAUUGAAUCUUUACUUGAAGAUCGUCGUGUACGUAUCGAAGAAUAUGAUGUACAACGAAAACGUGAUGAAGAACGACUUAAACAAUCACAAGAAAAAAUUGUACAAAUGCAAAAUCUUCUUCAUGAAUCAACGAAAGAUGUUAUUGAAUCAAAAUUUGAUAUGCGUAAUGCAGAAAAACAAUGGUUAAAUGAAAAAGAUCAUCUUCUACAAGAACUUGAUAAAACAGCAGCACAUGAACAAAGAAAAGAAGAUGAAAUUAUUUUUCUAAAUACAUCAAAUCAUAUACAAAAUACGUCAUCAGCAGCAUCACUUCUUUUACAAGAAAAUGCAUAUUUUGAAGAAGAAAGAAAAAAAUUUGAAGAUGAAAUUCAUUCACUUGAACAACAACAUGUUCAAACACAUAAACUUGCUGAAAUGUAUCGAAAUCAAGUUUUAUCAUUAGAAGAACAAUUAUGUAAAAUAAGAGAAGAAGGCGAUGUUACACGAGAAAUAUAUAAAGAUCGAUCAGAGAAGAUAGGUCAACGUUUAUCAUUAUCCAAUGAACGUUUUAAAGAAUUAGAACGUCGUCGAAAUAUGGAAAUUGAAGGGUUUAAAACUGAUAUAAAAAUGUUACGACAAAAAUUAAAAUAUGUUGAAAAACAAUUAUUUCGCGUAACGGUUGGUUUAACAGGUAAUUCUGAUGAAAUUGAAGUUCUUCAACAUGUUAAAGAAACAGCUGUACGUUCGAAAGAAAUGCAAGGUGAAUUAAAUCAUUUGAAAGCAAAAAUUUAUCAUUUAGAAAAUGAUGUUCGACAUUUAUAA
Adineta steineri is the source of this 1473-nucleotide messenger RNA. NCBI's taxonomy places the organism in Eukaryota, Metazoa, Rotifera, Eurotatoria, Adinetida, Adinetidae. The record is from the annotation of a GenBank genome assembly.